AUGGCGUUUGGGAAGAGUCACCGCGAUCCCUAUGGGACCUCUGUGGGCCACCUCAUAGAAAAGGCUACAUUUGCUGGAGUUCAGACUGAAAACUGGGGCCAGUUCAUGCACAUCUGUGACAUAAUCAACACUGUCCAGGAUGGGCCAAAAGAUGCAGUAAAAGCUUUGAAGAAAAGGAUUUCCAAAAAUUACAAUCAGAAAGAAGUCCAACUUACUUUGUCACUUAUUGACAUGUGCAUGCAGAACUGUGGUCCGAGUUUCCAGUCUCUGAUUGUGAAGAAGGAAUUUGUGAAAGAUAGUCUAGUCAAGCUGCUGAAUCCCAGAUACACUUUGCCAUUAGACAUUCAGAAUAAAAUCUUGAAUUUCAUUAAGACUUGGUCACAGGGUUUCCCAGGAGGUGUGGAUGUAAGUGAAGUAAAAGAAGUGUAUCUUGACCUGCUUAAGAAAGGCGUACAGUUUCCUCCCUCAGAUGCAGAGGCUGAAACAACACGACGAGAGAUCUCAUCUAGCCUACCAACAUCUGUUCCUACUGCACCAGCUCUUCCUUCUGUAGUUGCUCCCAAGAGUUCGACCAUUACCUUGCUCCCAGAACAGAUUGGAAAAUUACACAGUGAGCUGGAUAUGGUGAAAAUGAAUGUGAGAGUGAUGUUCACCAUAUUAAUGGAGAAUACCCCUGGGUCUGAAAACCACGAAGAUAUGGAGCUUCUGCAGAAACUUUAUAAGACGUGUCGAGAGAUGCAGGAGAGGAUCAUGGACCUGCUGGUGGUGGUAGAGAAUGAAGAUGUAACUAUUGAGCUAAUUCAAGUGAAUGAGGAUUUGAAUAAUGCCCUCCUUGGAUAUGAGAGGUUUACUCGAAACCAGCAAAGAGUUUUGGAGCAAAGUAAGAACCAGGAAGAAGCUGCCAAUACAACCAGUGAACCUUCUGCCCCAUCCUGUGAUCUCCUUGACCUAAGCCCCAGUCCCCCAACUCCUAGGGCCACAUUGGGAGAACUCAGCGCUGUGAAUGCUCAGCUGUCAGAUUUAAAUUUUAGAUCAUCAAGUCCUGUUGUUACAAACGUGAACCCCAGUCAUCAUUCACAGGUAGACUUGCUAGCCUCAGAAAAUACAGAAGCACCCUUGUUUCCCCAAAGGACCAGCCAAAACCUCACCUCAAGUCACACAUAUGACAAUUUUCCAGAAGAUUCAUAUUCAGUGUUACUACAGCCAACUAGUCUACAGAGUAUCCCAGCAACAUCGUCAGACCAGAGGCUGCCACCCUUGCCUGGCAAUCAUCCAGCAAUGACAAAGAAAGAUCUUCAGCCACCCAAUUACUACGAGGUAAUGGAGUUUGAUCCCUUAGCUCCUGCUGUCACUGCAGAAGCUAUUUAUGAAGAAAUUGAUGUUCAUCACCACAAAAGAGCUCAAAGUCACACUGAUUGUUGA
Orycteropus afer afer is the source of this 1422-nucleotide messenger RNA. It is a transcript of the gene TOM1L1, whose product is annotated as target of myb1 like 1 membrane trafficking protein. The record is from RefSeq and is a predicted model, not a curated record. The coding region runs from base 1 to 1422 and encodes 473 amino acids. The transcript is spliced from 15 exons. Gene Ontology annotation, cellular component: membrane; endosome. NCBI's taxonomy places the organism in Eukaryota, Metazoa, Chordata, Mammalia, Tubulidentata, Orycteropodidae. Gene Ontology annotation, molecular function: clathrin binding; phosphatidylinositol binding; ubiquitin binding. Gene Ontology annotation, biological process: signal transduction.